AUGGGUGCCACUAUCCCGUACGGGUGUCACAUUGGUCCGUCUCGAGACAACCACUGCUACACGCCCGCUACACGCUCAUUACACUCCAGCUACACACCCACUCCAUACCAGCUACACGCCAGCUACACGCUCGCUACAGGCCCACUACACGCCUGCUACAGGCUCACUACACGCCCGCUACAGGCCCACUACACGCCCGCUACACGCCCACUACACGCCCGCUACAGGCCCACUACACACCAGCUACACGCCCACUACACGCCCGCUACAGGCCCACUACACACCAGCUACACGCCCACUACAGGCCCACUACACGACAGCUACACGCUCGCUACAGGUGAUGCUGUGUGGGUGACAUUGGCUCCUAAACACUGUGCUGGUUCCCGACAGUCUCCCAUCGACAUCGUUUCCGAAAAGGCCACGUAUGACAGGAGGCUGACAGCGUUUACUUUCAACAACUUCAGCAGCAAAACGGCCCUGAGCAAGAUCGAGAACACAGGGAACACGGUGAAGGUGACGUUGGCCAGUGGUGUGAGCGUGUCCGGAGGGGGGCUGUCCGAACUGUACGACGGUGUGCAGUUCCACCUCCACUGGGGCAACGGCUCCUCUGUCCCGGGCUCUGAACACACCGUGAACAGUAAGCGCUACGCUAUGGAGCUUCACAUUCUCCAUCUCAAGUCUUCUCACAACGGGAACAUAACGUCAGCUGUGGCGGAUUCAAGCGGCGCGGUGGCUCUGGGAUUCCUCAUUGAAGCCUAUGAUAACACAACCGGAGAACCUGCAGCAUGGAAGACUCUCACGUCCUACCUCUCCAAAAUUACAGAAAAAGGACAGUCCGCCCCUCUGUCGGAGAGCCUGUCCCUGGACGACCUUCUGCCUGGAGUGGACCGUACCAAGUAUUACCGAUACCUGGGGUCCCUCACCACCCCCAACUGUGACGAGGCAGUGGUCUGGACCGUGUUCAAGGACCCAGUCAAAGUCAGCAAAGAUCUGAUUGACCUUUUCGCCAAAACAGUUCGCACUGGAAACAGCACAUCGCCGCACAUGGUGAACGUCUACAGAGGGAUCCAGCCCAAGCAGCCGGUCACCCACAGCUCCUGCCCCAAGACGAGCGCCUCCUCUGGACUCCUCUUUUUUGCUCUGGCUCUGUGGAUGAGUUCAUGUUUUCAUAAGGUGUAG
Molecule: messenger RNA, 1179 nt
Organism: Periophthalmus magnuspinnatus
Lineage: Eukaryota; Metazoa; Chordata; Actinopteri; Gobiiformes; Gobiidae
Product: carbonic anhydrase 4-like
Exons: 8
Coding region: 1-1179 (392 amino acids)
Cellular component (GO): plasma membrane
Molecular function (GO): carbonate dehydratase activity; zinc ion binding
Source: RefSeq, a predicted model, not a curated record